AUGGCGAGUGCAGAUUCCGAUGUCCACGCUGCUCUGCAAGAUGCGGUGGCCAGCUUCGUAGCGGCGAACCCCGCUUCAGAGAAGGUAUUCAACAGAGCCUCAGAUCAUCUCCCGGCCGGGAACACUCGCAGUACCCUCUUCUCUCCGCCAUUCCCUGUGGCAAUCACGAUUGCCAGUGGUUGCUCCAUCCGCUCCGCAGAUGGAGAUGUCUACCUUGACAUGGUUGGCGAGUACACCGCCGGUAUCUACGGCCACUCGCACCCGGAUAUCCUCCAGGCUCUUGAGGGGGCCUUGCUAAAUGGCGUCAAUUUUGGCGCAACAAGUCCGCUCGAGGGGGAGCUAGCGGCAAGGAUCAAGAAAAGGUUCCAGGCGGGUGCCGGCCUCGAGAUGGUCAGAUUCACAAACUCGGGCACGGAGGCAAACAUUCUAGCAACGACGACCGCGCAGGUCUGGACCGGGAGGAGCAAGAUCCUUACCUUUGCGGGAUCAUAUCAUGGAUCUGUUCUAUCCUUCCAUACCAAGGGGGAAUUGGAUCCAAUGACAAUGCCGGGGGAAUACGUCGUGGCAGACUACAACUCCAUCGAGUCUGUCGAUGAGGAGUUAUCUCGGGUGCCAGCAGACUCCCUGGCGGCGAUAUUGGUCGAGCCCAUGCAAGGGGCAGGCGGAUGCCUUCCUGCGUCGAUUAAAUUCCUGCAGCAUCUACGCGCUCGGGCAACCGAGCUAAAGGCACUGCUCAUUUUUGAUGAGGUGAUGACAAGCCGCCUACACCAUGCAGGGGGCCUGGCCGGCAAAUAUGGCAUCAAGCCGGACCUCAUGACCAUGGGCAAGUACCUUGGUGGCGGAAUGAGCUUCGGGAUCUUUGGCGGUCGCCGCGAGAUUAUGGAGCUCUUCAACCCGAAGAGCGGUGGCGUGGUGACGACGGCCGAUGGAAUGCAGAAGCCAAUGUCGUUAAUGCACAGCGGCACGUUCAACAACAAUGUUCUCACAAUGCAUGCAGGGAUUGCGGGGACCAAGAUAUUGACAGAGGCUGUCCUGACCCAACUAAACGAGCUGGGAGAUUAUCUCCGCCAGGCUGUGCUGUCGAUCCUUGUUGAGAAGGGGCUCGUUUGCGCGGCGACGGAAGCGGACAUGCGUGAUAUUGCUACGGUGCCAAGGGGUCGGAUAUGGAUCUCGGGCGUUGGCUCGAUCAACGCCAUCCAUUUCGGCGCAAACGACGAGUUGGUGGAGCUGAGAGACUUGUUCUACUUCCACAUGAUCAAGAAUCAUAUAUACGUUACCCGGAGGGGGUUUGUGGCCCUCACAAUUGUGCAUACUAAGGAUGAUAUAGAUCGCUAUGUGAAGUGUGUGGCAAGCUUUGCUGACAGGUGGGGUGGUGCCUAG
Pseudogymnoascus verrucosus is the source of this 1380-nucleotide messenger RNA. RefSeq lists its product as uncharacterized. The record is from RefSeq and is a predicted model, not a curated record. Bases 1 to 1380 code for a protein of 459 amino acids. NCBI's taxonomy places the organism in Eukaryota, Fungi, Ascomycota, Leotiomycetes, Thelebolales, Thelebolaceae. The transcript has a single exon. Gene Ontology annotation, molecular function: pyridoxal phosphate binding; transaminase activity.